Molecule: messenger RNA, 14278 nt
Organism: Podarcis lilfordi (Lilford's wall lizard)
Lineage: Eukaryota; Metazoa; Chordata; Lepidosauria; Squamata; Lacertidae
Source: the annotation of a GenBank genome assembly
AUGGGGAAAUUGAAGAAGAACGAGGAGGCUGUCUUUCUGAGGAAGAAGAUCACCCUCUUGAGAGCUUUCUCGCUCCUCAUAGGGAGCAUGGUAGGCAGCGGAAUAUUCAUCUCUCCCCAAGGGGUGCUGAAGAACUCCGGCAAUGUGGGCCUCUCCUUAGUCGUCUGGUUUGCCUGUGGGAUCCUCUCUAUGUUUGGUGCGUGGUGAGUUUCUUUCCUCUCCUUUCUCAGCUCUCGGAGGAUGAGAAACCCUAUUGAGACUGUGUUUCACCCCAUCACUUAACAAAUUGGUAGCUGCAGUAAUGAAAUCUGUAUUGGCCCAGGAUCCAGAACUGAGACAGCAUUCUGACUCAAUGUUGUCUUUUUUAAUAUACAGUGGUACCUCGGGUUACAGAAGCUUCAGGUUACAGAUGCUUCAGGUUACAGACUCCACUAACCCAGAAAUAGUACCUCAGGUUAAGAACUUUACCUCAGGAUGUGAACAGAAAUUGUGCAGCAGCAGCGGGAGGCCCCAUUAGCUAAAGUGGUACCUCAGGUUAAGAACAGUUUCAGGUUAAGAACAGACCUCCAGAACGAAUUAAGUUCUUAACCCAAGGUACUGUAUAUAUAGAAAAGAAUUUCCGUUAUAGAAAAUAAAGGAGCAAAAGAAAAAGAGAGAGAAAGUGCAAAAAUAUAAUAAAAAGAUAUAGUAUAGUAUGUGAUAUAUAUUCAGUAACAUUUCCAUACAUUAUUAUACAGUGGAACCUUGGUUCCUGAACUUAAUCCGUUCCGGGAGUCUGUUCGAUUCCCGAAACAGUUCGGGAACCAAGGCACUGCUUGUGAUUGGCUGCAGCAACUUCCUGCAGCCAAUCAGAAUCCACGAGGGGUGUUCAGUUUCCAAAGAAUGUUCGAAAACUGGAACAAUUACUUCUGGUUUUCAUUCGUUCGGGAGCCAUAACGUUCUGCUCCCAAGGCGUUUGGAAGCCGAGGUUCCACUGUAUAUGUAAUAUAAAUAAUAAUAUUGUCAUAAUACGUAUAUGGUUAUCAGUAAAAUACUAUAUGCAGUAUAAGCUCGUUCCAAAUGUCGAUAUUGUUUGUCCAAACAAGGUCUGCAUCCAUAAGCAAUUUGUUCAUAUGUUGCGAGUGUUGUCUUGUCGUCAGCCCAUUGAUUAAAGGGGACCAUAUCUUUAUUCUUCCAGUUCAGUGUUUUCCAAACUGGGGUCUCCAGCUGUUUUUGAACUACAACUCCCAUCAUCCCUAGCUAGCAAGAACAGUGGUCAGGGAUGAUGGGAGCUGUAGUCCAAAAACAGUCCAGACACCCAAGUUUGGGAAGCUCUGUUCCAGUUCAUCAGUACCAGUCUCUUGCCCAAAGAAUCCACUUUUGUUGCCCAAUUGCAUCCUGACUCGUGGUUAAAGGAGGAGAGACAAUAACAUAAGAAGCUGCCUCAUACUGAGUGAGACCACUAGUUCAUCCAGUUCAGUAUUGUCCACACUGACUGGCAGCAGCUCUCCCGGAAUUCAGGCAGGGGUCUCUCCCAGGGCUGCCUGGGACUGAACCUGGGACCUUCUGUUGGCAAGGCAAUUGCUCUGCCCCUGAGCUGUGCCCUUUUCUGUACACACUCCAAUCCUGCCCUAUCUGUUUUCUGAGAUGUACUUGGGCACCUGAUGUAACUGAGCAGCCCCUGGUCCCGUGACACCUCCAUUGCACCUGCGAUGCUGCGAGCCUUUGUUUCUGCCUUGAACUUGGAGCAGGCGCUCCCAAAGCCACAUGGAGUUAAUGUGUAACUAAUCCGAAUUAGAAUCUUAUCAGAAGAACCCUGUGAAAGAGGCACCCUACCCCCAUUGCAUGAUGAAACUGGGAAGGCCAUUUCAAAGCCCUUGACCCAUAGGAUUCCCAAACAGCAGCCUUCCUAACAGGCUCUUGUAUCUCAGGCUCCUACAUCCUGGAUAGCUCAGUCGGUAGAGCAUGAGGCUCUUCGUCUCAGGGUUGUGGGUUUGAGCCCCAUGUUGGGCAAAAGACUCCUGCAUUGCAGGAGGUUGGACUAGAUGAGCCUUGUGGUCCCUUCCAACUCUACAGUUCUAUGAAUCUUAUGUAUUUCAGCGUAACUCUCCCACCUGGGAAGUCUAAGAGGGGCAUGUACCCUCUCCACCUGCAAGUCCCACAACCCAUGUGAUACUUACACAGCAAGGGGGAGGAAACUGAUUCUCCAGCUAUUGCCCAACAACAACUCCCAUCAGCUCUGGACCUUUGGCCAUGCUGGCUGGGCUGAGAGGAGUUUUAGUCCCACAACAACUGGAGGACCACGGGUCCCCCAUUCCUGCUACAGAGCAAUGUCGUUUCUGUGGGGUCUUUUAAUUACAUAACCACACCAGUCAGCUCAAAUGUCCCUAGUAUCUGCCACCUUAACUGAAGAUGCCAAGGACUGAACAUAGGACCUCUGUCUUCAGAAUGUGUGCCUGUGUACAUACCAUACGUUUAAAACGUAUUUAAAUUACAUGGCUUCCCCCCUCCCCCAAAUCAUGGGAACUUUUGCACUGUGAGGGGAUAAACAACAGUUCCAAGGAUUUCUGUGGGGGGAGGGGAUUGAUGUGCUUUAAAUACAGUGGUACCUCAGGUUAAGUACUUAAUUCGUUCCGGAGGUCCGUACUUAACCUGAAACUGUUCUUAACCUGAAGCACCACUUUAGCUAAUGGGGCCUCCUGCUGCUGCUGCUGCUGCUGCGCUGCCACUGCACGAUUUCUGUUCCCAUCCUGAAGCAAAGUUCUUAACCUGAGGUACUAUUUCUGGGUUAGCAGAGUAUGUAACCUGAAGCAUAUGUAACCUGAAGCAUAUGUAACCCAAGGUACCACUGUAUAUGAUUUGUACACAGCCGUGGCCCCUCUCAUAGCUGUCAACCUUUCCCCUUUCUUGCGAGGAAUCCUAUUCAGAAUAAGGGAAUUUCCCUUUCAAAAAGGGAAACGUUGACAGCUAUGGCCCUCUUCUGCAAAAGGGAAUAUAAAUGGCCUUAUACCUGAAGGAGCAUCUCCACCCCCAUCAUCCAGCCCGAACACUGAGGUCCAGCGCCGAGGGCCUUCUGGCAGUUCCCUUGCUGUGAGAAGUGAAGUUACAGGGAACCAGGCAGAGGGCCUUCUUAGUAGUGGCGCCUGCCCUGUGGAAUGCACUCCCAUCAGAUGGCAAGAAAAUAAACAACUAUUUUACUUUUAAAAGACAACUGAAGGCAGCCCUGUUUAGGGAAAUUUUUAAUGUCUGAUGCUGUAUUGUUUUUAAUAUUCAGUUGGAAGCCGCCCAGAGUGACUGGGGAAACCCAGCCAGAUGGGCGGGGUAUAAAUAAUAAAUUAUCAUUAUAAAUUAUUAUUAUAACAUAUUUAUUUUACAUUUUCAUCUGACCCUUCCCAAAUAACAUAUGCAUAUGGUUCUUAUCCUGCCCAUUUGAUCCUCACAACAAUUCUGCGAGGUAGUUUAACCUGAGACAGAGAGUGAUUGGACCAAGUCACCCAGCAAACUUCCGGUAAAGCCAGUUCUAGUCCAACACACUAACCACGGCAUCACACACAACCUGUGUGGACAAUUGCCCACACAAAAAAAGAGUAGAUAGAUUGCUAGUUAUGCUGGUGUUUUGCAAAAACAAACAAACAAACAAAAACACCCUACCCAGUGGUUUUUUAACAGCACUUUUUCAUCAAAGAGAACUGAGAGUAAACCAUGAGAGCCAAAAUGGAGCCCUCCUCCCAUCUGCCCCACAAGAAAUUGGAAGCGAAGGCUACAAUCAUAUACUUAAUUUCCAGGGUCUCAAUGGGGCUUACUUUUCAAUAGACAUGUAUAGAAUUACCCUGUAAAACCCCCAAAAAACAAUCAACUUUCAAUGGAAGUGUUCUCCAAUGAUAAAUACAGGGGGUUGUGAUUCUAUCUGAAUGGCCUCAAAACAUGAAAGUUUGCCAGCUGAAGUUUAGGAUAAAAAUAACCCAGGCUAAAAUCUAAGAAAGCUGUUUUUUGACCAUAUGGCUCCAUUGUGGGUGCACAUAUGGAGUCGUCAUGGAUUUUUCACAGCCUCCAGGUUCAAGUUCAGGUUGUCAAUAUGGAUCAUUCCUAAUGUCAUAAUUUCCAUGGGUGGGUGAAAUGGUUGCACAAACACUUCAUGCAGAUAUGGGUCAUUCCGGUUUCCCUAGUUUCAGUAGCUCUCUGACACUCUGAAGGCUUCAAUCCUUAGCCAAUGUACUAGGGAGCAAAAAUGCCAAAGAGUCUUGUGGCACCUUGAAGACGAACGGGUUUUUAUGAUUGCCUUUGCCAAAUAAUAAUAAUAAUAAUAAUAAUAAUAAUAAUAAUUUUAUUAUUACGGUCAAAGACCAGUUCAAAAAGCACACCUGAGACUACUUUCACAAAAGUGAAAUAGACAUUUAAAAUAGUAUAAAAUAACAGCUUAUAGAUUAAAAUUGAAAUAGUCGCAUGUACACGAAAAGACCUAAUAUUAGACUAACACGCAGAUUGACCCUGGGACACCCAGGAGGCCGGAUAUGGCAGUUCUCCGGGUGGUAUUCUGCGCCGACAAAUCUGUGUGCAAAAUCUCGCGACCAUCCAGGUCGUCUUGUGGUUUUUGCCUAAGAGGAGAAAAUUGAAUUUUGGCUUGUCUGGAAGGUCAACAAGUCUCACCAGAUGGGGUCAAUGGUAUCUUUAUGUGCCUCAUCGUAAAAAGGACAUCUAAAAAAUAAGUGUUCAGGGCUUCCUAUUUCCCCUAAUGGGCAGGCGCAAAGUCUCUGGGCGUACGGGACUUUUCCAAAAGAUCCUUCCAGAACUGGUGAGAGCAGAGCCAAACAUGGAUCAUCAUCAUCAUCAUCAUUAUUUUCUAAUUUCUAUACAGUCAUACCUCAGGUUAUAGACACUUUGGGUUGCACAAUUUCGGGUUGCGCACUGCACUGAACCUGGAAGUACCGGAACGGGUUACUUCUGGGUUUCGGCGCUUGCGCAUGCACAGAAGUGCCAAAUCGUGCAUGUGCAGAUGCGCCGCUGCGGGUUGUGAACGCUGUGGGUUGCGAAUGUGCUUCCCACACGGAUCACGUUUGCUACCCGAGUGGCCACUGUAGUGCCCUAUACCUGCAGGCCUCAGAGCAGUUCACAAUAUAAUAUCACAAUAUAAAAACACAAAAUACAUAAUCAAAAUAAAAACAAAAGCAACCCAAUAACACCCUCAACACAUUUUAAAAGACUAGACUAGAGCCUGCUUCAUCAGAUGCAUGAAGUGUGAUCCCCAAUAGUCAAAUAUAUGCAUGUGCAGGAGUGACAACAAGGGCAGGGGAAUGGAAAGGUUGGUGUUAGAUGGCAAUGGAAGACCCCCCCCCCCAAAAAAAACCCCAGUCUGUGGCCAUUCUGCAAAUGUAUGAGAAAUGACUCUUCACCACUGCAGUAAUUAGGGAUGACUAGGGAGCAAGGUCCUUUGAACUCAACAGAACUUACAUCUUAAUAAAAAGGGUUCAGGGGCACUUGAAGUGAAACCUCAGAAUGACAGCUCUCUCUGUGCAUCUUCUACUGAUACACAGAAAUAGUGGUGGGAACAUAGGAAGCGGUCUUAAACUGUGUCAGACCAUUGGCCCAUCUCAGGGCUGGAUUAAGCAUUAAGCAAAAUAAGUCUGUGCUUAGGGCAUCAAGGGAAGGGGGCACCACAGAAAUCUUCCAUUUGCAGGAUUUUUAACAUUAAUGGUCACAAAUGAAGCAGGGACUUGACCCCCUGUUUAAAGUCUAGUGCCUUAUCCACUACAGAAGACUUUGCAAUCUGGGUGACUUUUAAGUGAGGAUUUUCACGAGGGCCCUAUUUUUCUCUGUCAUGGGCACAACAUCACAGGAUACCAAUAGCCCGUCAAUGCGUGAAGUGAAGGAAAACUCUUUAGGAUGGUUUGCUUACGCUCUUUCCUACCUGAACACUUCCAGGUGCUCUGUGUUAUGCUGAACUUGGCACCCGGAUCACAAAGUCUGGAGCCCAUUACAUCUAUAUCUUGGAGACCCUGGGCCCUCUGCCAGGGUUCUUGUUCCUAUGGGCAGAAUACUUUGCUAUAAGGUAAGCUUUUCCAUCUGCAACCUGCUAUAAACUUAAAGGUGAGGUCGGAAUGCUUCGAACCAUGUGGCGCAGUUGUGUAUAUAAUCUAUGCCUUUAAAUGUCAGUGAGAGAAACUGCGCAUGUAAGAAGCAGAUAUUAAAGGCAGUCCAGGCAAAUGGCCAUCUAAUAUUUCUGGGUGAAUGGCAGCUGUUCAUAACUAACUGAAGUUUGUGUCCUGCCUUUCUCUGAGUUGUGUCAGCUUCGCCCAUCAGGAAUAGCAGCCCAGAUGAACUAGGCCAGGGGCAGAUAACUCUUUUCAGCCCUAGAGACAUAUUCCCUCCUGAGCAAUUUCCAGGGGACACUGAAAACAGGUUAAAUAAGCCGACUACCCAGUUUCCUUGACUUUGCAGGAAUGUGGCAUCUUUGCAUGGAAAAAAUAAGAGUUUUCUUGAGGUCUUGUCACAGAAUGCAUAAGCCAGUUUUCCCUUCCAGGCCAGCCAACAGUGCAGUUGUUGCACUGGCAUUUGGACGCUACAUCCUGGACCCCUUUUUCGCACCCUGUGGCGCUCCACUUCUGGCUGUGAAACUUGUUGCUCUUCUUGGCUACUGUAAGUACGAAGCAGGAACUGUGCCCCAUUUAUUUCCUUGGGAUGCUACUCAGUCAAAUCAAUGGGAGUCUUAUUAUUAAUUUCGUAUUCUGAAUUCAUCAGCUAAACUAGAUAGUCCCAGCGUGCAGGUCAAAUGCCUUUUUUACCCUCUCCAAUCCAGACAUUGUCCUAAUCCUGAACUCUUGGAGUGUCAGCUGGAGUGCCAGGCUUCUGACCUUCUUGUCCAUCGUCAAGCUGGUAGCUCUCACUCUCAUCAUCGUCCCAGGAAUGAUACUUUUAGCUCAAGGUAAUGCAUUAUUCUCAUUGUUAUUAGCUAUAAAACAUCACCACCAUCAAAAUGCAAGGACUUGCCUCUAGAAAAUAUUCUGCCCUGAGAGCUGCCUCCCCCCACACUUGAGUGACAACAGUGGUCAGAGUCUGAAGUUGGGUGGGUGGGUAUAAGAAACAGGGCCUUUCCAUUUGUGGCACCUGCUUUGCAGAAUGUCAUCCCUAAGGAAGUCUGCUAAGAGCUCAGGCAGAAUGUUUCCUGCCCCCUACUACAUCCUAACCGAUCUUUUAAAGUGGAAAUGGCAUGGGUUGAACUUGGAGACUUUUCUGCAUCCAAAGUAUAUGCUCUACUCCUGAACCAUAUCUCAAAGAUGUAUAUGGUAAAAUGAAGCUUGUUUACAUGCUCAUCUUAGAAACGUGUCUAUGUUUAUCAUACUUUGCUCUCUAACUGUAUGGUUUUCUUUAGGCCAUACAGAAAAUUUCCAGGAUGCUUUCAAUGCUCAGACCCUUGCUUUGGACAAGCUUCCUUUGGCUUUUUAUGCAGGGAUGUUUGCCUAUUCAGGAUGGUAUGCAUAAAUGACAUACAUUUUUAAGAUAUUCACUUAUAAACUGUCAGGGCCACUGAAAUCUGUUCCUUUCCCUCCCACGAUGCAGGUUUCAAACUAGUUUUGUGCGAGAAGAACUAGUGAAGCCAGAGCGGUGAGUCAAAAGACCAGUUAAAAAAGAUCUGUAUUUGACCCUGCUUAAUGUAUUUCUGAAGCUGUUUUGAACAGGGAUGGAUUAUUCCGUAGGCUAACAAGACACAGGCUUCAUAUAUAUAAUAAAAUAACAAUACAAUGAAAUUUUGCAUUUACAUGGGAACAGUUGUACUGACUAUUCUUUUCUCUCCCCCUCCCCAUUUUGUUUGUAGAAAUAUCCCUCUGGCAGUGAUUGUGUCUGUGAUCACUGUGAUUGUGGGUUAUAUGCUUACUAAUGUUUCCUAUUACACGGUACUGACAGCAGCAGAUGUUCUGGCCUCCCAGGCAGUAGCUGUGGUGAGUCGAAAGCCAAUGUUGUAGUUAAUAUCAGAUUAAUUCCCCUUCUUCCCCAAGAGGGUUCAGUUUUCAGUAGAUGGAGGGGAGAGGACUGGAAUGUAAGACAGUGGCAAUUAAAUUCAGCCUCUGCAGAGUGGGGAGUUGUCAUCAAGAAGUCUCAGAAGAGCAAACCAUUGUAUGUGCGCCACCCCAGUCUCUGAGCAGUGCUAGAUUCCGGGGGUUCCAGGGUUCAGUUUCCUUGGAAUGAGGGUCAGCAGAGACUGUGGUGUCUUUAUGAUAUAGAGUUUAUUUACACAUAUAGACAACCUGAGACUAUGAUGCAGCGGCUCGCAGCAUUAACAGCCCAACAUACAAACAGGCAUUAUUUUAGGGGGAAUUGCUUUGCAGAAAUGUAUAUAUUAGGCAAAACUGUGAGGAACACAUCUAUUAGGAGAAAUUUGCAUUAAAAUGCUGGUGAAUUUCCAGGAGGACUUCUAUAUAUAUCUAUAAAAGAAUUCUCAAAGGAAUGUGUAAAUGUGGAGAGCUGAAUAAGACUGAAAAUUUGAGAAACUGAAAUGGACCGAUUCACCCAUCCCUAGUUCAGUCCUUCAUAAGCUGGGAGAAGGGAACCUGAGGCCCUUCAGAUGUUGUUGGACUUCAGCUCCCAGCAGCCUUGCCUAUUGGUGGUGCUGAUGCAAGUCCCCUCACAUAUCUACUGUUCCCUGAGAGAUUUAAGAGUCAACCCCUCUUCCCAGGGAGCUCUGGGAAUUGUAGCUCUGUGAAUGGAAUUAGGGUCUCCCAUCAACUUUCAUUGCCCUUUACAAACUACAGUUCCCAGGACUCUUUGGGGGAAACCAUGCCUAUUUAAAGUGGCAUGGUGAUGCUUUAAAUGUAUGUCUGUUUUGGGACUACAGUUUCCAUCAUCCCUGACCGCUGGUGUGAUGGGAACUGGAGUCCAAAAGCUGCUGGAGACCCAAGUCUGGGAAAGCCGUCGUGCUGAUAGGGCCUUGUAAUAAUGUCUCUAAGCCUUUUGUAAAAUGAGUAAGACAACAGAAAAUCAGGGAUUUGGGAGGCAUGGAGAACAACAAGUAAAUAUGAAAUCAGAAUCUGUAGCAUAUCACGCCUGCUUUCACUGAAGGCCACUCAGUGGUUUUCCUUCACCAAUAAUUAUAAACCUCACAUUUCUGAACACAAACAUGCCUUUUCUUCCAGAGCUUUGCACACAAAGCUUGCCGGAGUGUUAUCUCAAUGGUGCCUAUCCUGGUUUCCUUAUCUUGCUUUGGGACCAUGAAUGGAGGAAUCUUUACAUUUUCAAGGUCAGUGACCUCUUUUUAAUCUUGUUGAGGGCUGAACUACAUGCUACAUAUCAGGGCUGGGGGACAUGUGACCCUCCAGUUGGUGCUGGACUAUAGCUCCCAUCCCCCCCAACCAUUUGCUGUUCUGGCUGGGGCUGAUGGAAGUUGUAGUCCAAUAACAUCUGGAGGGCCAAAGCAUGAAACUGAGGAAGAGAACCCCAGCGCCGGGCAUCUCUCCUAGAGGUUCCCCACCCCUGCAGACCGAUUCAUUGCGUUCUUUCACUGCUUAUUUAUUUUCUCCUUCUAGGACCUUGUUUGUGGCUUCACGAGAAGGGCAAUGGCCUCCCCUCUUCUCUAUGAUCCAUAUUCAAAGACAUACACCCCUACCAGCAGUCAUGUUGAUGGUAAGAAUAUGGGUUGACUCCAUCCUAAUCAUUCUUAGAGUAGACCCACUGAAAUGUUUAAGAUUUGUUGUUGUUGUUGUUGUUGUUUGUUGCCUCCCGCAGUUUGGUCAGGCUCAUGUUUGUAGCUUCGAGAAUACUGUCCAACCAUCUCGUCCUCUGUCGUCCCCUUCUCCUUGUGCCCUCCAUCUUUCCCAACAUCAGGGUCUUUUCCAGGGAGUCUUCUCUUCUCAUGAGGUGGCCAAAGUAUUGGAGCCUCAGCUUCAGGAUCUGUCCUUCCAGUGAGCACUCAGGGCUGAUUUCCUUAAGAAUGGAUAGGUUUGAUCUUCUUGCAGUCCAUGGGACUCUCAAGAGUCUCCUCCAUCCUAAUCAUUCUUAGAGUAGACCCACUGAAAUGUUUGAUACCCAUGAGUAAUUUAAGGACUUUCAGUCUCAAUGGGCCUACUCUAAAAGGCUGUGUACACAUUACUGGCUUAAAAUGCAGCUAGGUCAUUCUUUUUCUCAAUUCAGAUUGAGGCUGAACAGUAUUUCCUAAGAAACUACAGGAUAUGGAUUACGGCUAACGUUUUGUGCACACUGCUUCCCAAACCAGGAGUGGAAGCACACUGGGUGCACAGAAAAUGGGGGUGUGUACACAAACUUGCAGUCCAGCAACAUCUGGCCACAAGUUCCCUAUCCCUGUUCUAGGUUUUCAGCUAUGUCUGUGUGUUCAAUCUGAGAUGGUGGUUUACUAAAUCUAUUUCACCUACUUCUACACCCCUCAGUUCCCUUUGGUCACUGCCAUGAUCUGUGUGGGAGAUAUCUACCACCUGCUGAACUUCUUCAGCUUCUCCCGGUGGCUCUUCAUAGGAUUAGCCACCCUUGGGCUGAUAGUUCACCGCUGCCGUCAUCCUGAGAUAACAAGCCCAUUCAAGGUAAGGGUCUGCUCACCUGUUUUCUCCCAUGAUUCUCCCUCUGUCGCUCUUUAUUUUAGACGAGGUAUGUACUAAGACCCAUCUCUCUGUGCUAAUAAGUAAGAGUAAGUAGUUAAGAGCUGGAGCUGUGAGCCAAGUGAUCCCUGGUUCAGAUCCCACCUCAGAGUAUGCCCAACAAAUAUCACACCCAUCAACAACUGAUCAGAAACAGUUAAGUGGUUAAGGGUGUUGGACUAUGACCCUGAAGACCUAUGCUCAGCGCCCCCAUUCAGACAUUUUAAAAGGAAAUUCAUAUAGCGCUCCAUAUUUCAAAGAAACCUCUGAGCAGUUUAGAGCAUCAUAUGGCAUCUUUGAGCUGUUUACAGCAUCUUGUGAUCUCAAACCAGGCACACUCCCUCUCAGCCUGACUGGGGGUUGUUGUGAGGAUAAAAUGGGGGGGGGGCAGAAUAGGGAUGGAAGGAUCUGGCAAUUUUGCAUCUCUCAGUUUCUCAUUUAUCCAUUAUUAAAUUUUGUUUUCUGUGUUCUGCAGUAAUUUGCAUUUUUUUAAAAAAAUACCUCAUGAAAAUUCUAAGCAUUUUAGGGCAAUUUUCUCCUAAGAAGCCCAUUUUUAGAUGCACUUUUGCCUAAUGUACACAUUGUUGCAAGUUAUUUCCCAUAAUAUAAUGGAUUUUUAUAUGUCAUUUCCCCCAAUGUCUUCAUUUAAUGUGCACCCUCCCCCAAUAUGUCCAUUUUUGUACACAUUGUUCGGAGAAAGUGUGAAUUUGAGAGAUUCUGCUUUAAACGCAUACCGAACUGAAUUUCUCCUCUGCCCCUAGGGAGGAGAGCUAUGUACCCUGCCCUGUGUUCCUUGAAGGAAGGGGGGUGGGAUACAAAUAAACAACAAACAUGAAUUGCUUGUUUGCUUAGAGAAGAAAUAUUCGCCCUACUUCCAAGGUGUCCCAGCGUGGAUUUUCAUUAUCAUUCUUUGGGUGACCAGAGGAGAAAAGAGGACUCCUGUACUUUUAAUAGCUGUAUAGAAAAAGAAAUGUCAGCAGGUGUCGCUUGCAAGAGAAUCCACACCAGCUGAAGUUCCACCUUCUGCGUCACUAUUAAAGGUGCAAGAGCCCAGGAUUCCUUUUUUCACCCGGCUACCUUAUUUUCCACAUUCAGGAAUAACAUGCUCUUGGUAUGUCUUCAUAGCCACUACCAAAAGCACUUCGGAAAUGCGGGGUAAUGCUUUGCUGUUUUUUUAGCCGCUCACAAAACUUGGAAGGAAAAAAACACCAAGAAGAAACCAUACAAAUUAAAUUUGAGAAGACCAGUGCUUAUAGUAUGUACAUCUACUGCCGCCUUGUGGACAUAAGCCAGAACCCUUAUUUCCACACCUUUUAAAGCAAAAGAAUGCUUGCAUGUCUCAUUCGUACGGAGCUUCUCUUCUCAAGACUUGGGUGCACAGAUUAAGUACAUGCAGCUCCUGUGCCCAUCUGGAAGUAAUAAUAAUCCUUAUGUGGAUUAUUAUUAGGAUGCAUGGCACAGGAGAGGAAUUGUAAGCUUAAACUCCCAAUUACAGUGGUACCUCGGGUUAAGUACUUAAUUCGUUCUGGAGGUCCGUACUUAACCUGAAACUGUUCUUAACCUGAAGCACCACUUUAGCUAAUGGGGCCUCCCGCUGCCACCGCGUCGCCGGAGCAUGAUUUCUGUUCUCAUCCUGAAGCAAAGUUCUUAACCUGAAGUACUAUUUCUGAAGCUUAUGUAACCUGAAGCGUAUGUAACCUGAGGUACCACUGUACCUUGUUUUCCCCUCAAGGAUAUCCCUGUAGAACUUGGGACUUGGACCCCACAGUGUGUAGGCAAAGCUCUCAUUGGGUGUGUUAGAUUUCCCCCCAUCCACCCAAAGAAACAUUUUAAUUAGAGUUCUAACAAUUACAUUCAGUCCUUUGUCAUGGGUCAAAGGCCUUUUAUUUGCAUUGCAAAUACCUCCAGGUCUUUCUCUAGGAGCUUUCAUUUUCCUCCAGUCCUCCUUUUGCUUCUCAAAUGUUUUGAAGUGAGAUCCACCACCUGCAAACUUCCUCAGCCUUUCAGGGCCCACUUGUAAAAGUAACUCCACUUUUGGAACUCUUUUCUCCUAUCCAGGUUCCUCUCUUCGUUCCUGUUUCCUUUACAAUCAUUUGCCUUUUCACUGUGGCGAUGUCUUUCUACUCGGACCCAAUAAAUAUCAGCAUUGGCUGUGCCAUGGUUUUAAGUGGGUUUCCCGUUUACUAUUUGUUCAUCAACAGGUCAAUGCCAAAGUGUUGCAGCACCACAUUCUGUGAGUAGAAACUGCUGGGUAAUUUUGAAUGCUCAUUUUCAGUAUGGUAUUCUUUAAAGAUUGCUGCAUAGCCAGAGCUUGAUCUGGCUGUCGAGAGCUGUAUUCCCUCAGGAAUCGGGGGGAGAUUGAUUAUUGAUUGAUUUCAAUGCUUCGUGAUUGUGUGUGUUGGGGAGGAACCCGCAAAGCAGCAUACAGAAAAGAAUAAAACAAUCAAACUAUGAGUAAAAACAGUUACAGAUAGAUAUUUAUAACAUUCAAAAAUAAUUAAAAACAACAAUAAGCUAAAAGCAGAUUAAAACAUCCAUCAACAUUCUAUAUCUGGGUCUUGUCUAAACAAAAAAUGUCAUUCGGCAGGGGGUUCCAAUGUGUGGGUACUGACACACUGAAAGAUGUGGUGUGUGGUGUAGUGGUUAGGAGCGGUAGACUCAUAAUCUGGUGAACAGGGUUCGCGUCUCCGCUCCUCCACAUGCAGCUGCUGGGUGACCUUGGGCUAGUCAUACUUCUCUGAAGUCUCUCAGCCCCACUCACCUCACAGAGUGCUUGUUGUGGGGGAGGAAGGGAAAGGAGAAUGUUAGCCCCUUUGAGACUCCUUCAGGUAGUGAUAAAGCGGGAUAUCAAAUCCAAACUCUUCUUCUUCUUCUUACAAAUGCGAAAUGAGUAUUAUGGAGUACACCUAACAGCUCCAGUUGUGUUUCCAAUUGCUUAUUAUGGAAUUGAAAAACCCAAUACUUUAAAAAAUGCCAGUGGGGAAGGCAUGGUUGCCGUGGUGUGUUUAAUUUGCAGCUUCAUUAAUUAUAUUUUUGAGCGUUUUCAAAAUGUUCUGCUUUGGGGGGGGUUGUUUUUUUGUUUGGUUUUUACAAUGAAAUCAAUAUUUUGAGUUCCUUUGAUCAAAGGGGAAUUGCAAGAAGCCCAAAGGGAAAUGUUGCUUGGGAGGGGGAUGAGGAAAAACCAAAGAGGAGCACCCUGUACAAGCAAUUGACAUUCAAGCUACAAGCCCUGUGGCUACUUCUAAAGAGGGAGAAAUGGAAUUGCAAACUUACCGUCCAAUAUUAUGGGGGCAUUUCCAAGUAGCCCUGUUUUGAGCAAUCAAAUAAUUAUAUUAAUAAUGAUGCUAAGCAUCCAUAAAGUACUUCUGAGAGUAACAUGCCUACAUGUAUUAUGUCCUUGUAAUCCUUACAUUAACUUCUUAAGAUAAGUCAGUAUUAAUAUCCACAUGUUGCAGAUAGGGGGCUGAGGAAGGGGUUCAAAUCUGUCCAUAUUUAAUUUGUGCCAUUUUUGCUUCUUCUUUUUUUGUAACCCUAAUUCCAUCCCAUUCUGUUUCCACAUUAAUUUUUCCAAUUUUGGAAGAAACAUAAUUCGUACUUUAGGAACACCAGAACAUGAAAUACUCUUGCCCUUAUACAUCUAACCCCUUACUAUUACAGAUUCUCUUACACUGAAGCUUCAGGUCCUCUUGAAGGUGGUGCAACAAGAAAUCAGGACUUACUGA